Molecule: messenger RNA, 1640 nt
Organism: Trichosurus vulpecula (common brushtail)
Lineage: Eukaryota; Metazoa; Chordata; Mammalia; Diprotodontia; Phalangeridae
Gene: CCDC112
Product: coiled-coil domain containing 112
Exons: 10
Coding region: 27-1580 (517 amino acids)
Source: RefSeq, a predicted model, not a curated record
AUCCACACCAAAAAGAUUGUUGAAAGAUGGCCGCCUUGACUACCGUAGUGGUGGCGGCUACUGCAGAAGCCGGAUCUCGGUCCUUGGCCACGGCACUUCCAACAGUGGGACCAUCGCAGAAUGACAGCUAUUCGGGCAUUCAAGAUGGAGUUCGACCUUUUCACUUACAUAACUGGAAGCAGAAAGCUGAUCAGGCCAAGAAAACUGAAUUCAUACGUACAGCAGAAAAAUUAAAAAAUCAAGUUGCUAAUAUAGAAAAAGAUAAAAAUGGUCAUCUCUUCAACAAAAAAAAUGACUUCCGAAUUGAUUUUAUUGUGUUGGAAGAACUUGAACAUAAACUGGUUAACAGCAGGAAAACAGAAAGAGCUAAAAUCCAACAGCACCUAACAAAAAUACAUAACAAUGUAAGGAGGCUUCAACAGCAGUUAAAAGAUGUAAAAUCUACACCAGAAUUUGUUGAAAAACUGAGAGAAAUGAUGGAAGAAGUUGAAAAUGCAAUCAAUAGUUUUAAAGAAGAGCAGAGACUGAUAUAUGAAGAUCUUAUUAAAGAAGAGAAAAUAACUACUAAUGAACUAAAUGCUUUAGAGAGAAAAAUAGAGACCUGGACCUUGAGUAAUUCAGGAACAGAGAGACCUUUCAAAGUACCAUCAAGCAGAGUUCCUUUGGACAUAGUGAUGCCAAAUAAUCUUCCUGAAGAAGUAGUAGAAUUUGAAAAAUUCCUUCAGCAAACAGGAGGACGACAAGGGGGAUGGGAUGAUUAUGAUCACCAGUAUUUUCUAAAAUUGAGAAGUAAGCAUAAAGGGAAGCCCAGCUACAUGAAAGAAGUUCUAGUGUAUCUGCCUGGAAGGACAGAAGAUGAGGUUCAGCUACAUGAGAAAUGGUAUCAGAAAUUUCUAUCUCUAGAAGAAAGAAAAAAAGAGUCUAUUCAGAAAUGGAAAACAAAGAAGCAGCAAGAAAAAAAAGAAAUGUUGACACUGAAAGAAAAAUCAGAGGAAGUACUUAUGACUCAUGAUCUUCAACAAGAAGAUUCCCCAAAACAAAAAGAGGAGCAGAGAAAGAAACAGAAAUUAGCAAUUGAAGCCUGGAAAAAGCAAAAAAUUAUGGAGCUAUCUAUGAAACAAGCAUCUCAAUUAAAAGAAGAAGAGGAAAAAGAGAAAAAACAACAAAGAGAACAUCAGCGCCAAUUUCAACUAAAAUUACUGCUAGAAAAAUAUACUCAGCAGAAGAAAGAACAGGAAGAACUGUUGAAACUUGAGAAGGAGAUGAAGGAGAAGACCGAAAGGGAAGAAAGAAGAAAAAUGGCUACAAAUGAAAUCACUAGGUUUCAAGAGAGAGAUUCCCGUAAACUUGAAUUAAAAAUUCUGGAGAGAGAAGCAAAGAAGAAGGAAAAGAUAGAAAAAGAAAUUAGAUUGGCAAAAUUAAGAAAAAAGGUUGAAGUUAAUGUUAGUCGGGAUCCAUCCAGGUUGUACAGACUUACCAAAGGAUGGGAAGAACGUACAAAAGAGAGAGGUCCAACAGGUGUAGUGUCUCUUCUGCAUAUACCACAUAGGGCUAUUCCCACCUGGAGAAAAGGAUUAUAGAAGAGAAUUUAACAAAUAAAAAUUGCCAUCCAAUUAAUGUGAAUAUAUUGGUAUAAUCCU